UCACAAAAAAUCUUCUAAACGUUGAAUUAAACGUCACAAACUGAUAAAGAAGAAGUUCAACCACAAUGGCUGCAAAAGAAGAAUAUUUUAAUCCAAAAACAGGAGAAAAUCAUGGAAUCUUUGGCUACAAAUAUUUGAAAUUUCAUCGUAUGAGAGAUCCAAAAUGGACUGCUGGAGACAAAAUGAUUCAAUAUGUUGGAAUAACCAAAAUCUACGAUCGUGACCGCAAGCUGCAAGCACUGAAAACAAUUAUGGCCCGGAAGAACAAGCAGCAAUACACUCGAAGGGUAAACAAAAUGCUCAAGGACGACACCGGUUACCUGAAUGUGGCAAAUGUUGGCGAUGCUCAGCGGAUCAAAAAUAUUUUCCAAGGCCAUUUUGAAAUGCAAAGAGCGUAUCAUCCUUUGAUGAUUGAGAACAUUGUCGAGAAAAUUGACCAAAGAACUUUUGCCAAGCGAAAAGCACUGGACGCACUAGUGCACCGUUUCAAGACUUUGAGCGCCGCUUACGAAAAAGAACUGAUCAAGGUCUCAGAAUUGCAGGACAGAACGAAAUUUAUGGAUCCGCAAGAACUGUACGAGGAGAUCGAAGCGAAGAGCUACGAACUUGAAUUGCGACAUUGUGGCACACGUAUCCGUACGGCAGACGCUAUAAAUAGAGCAUAUAAUGAAAUAAUUCGAACGAUGCUGAAGGAUUCGAUCUACUAUGACCCAGUUCUAAAUGCGCUACAAGAAGAUUUGACUGAACAACAUCGAUUUAUAAACAAGAUAAGAAACACGGGAAUUCCAACAAUGAAGAACGUUCAAAGCUUGCAACAAGAAUUUGAGGAUAUAGACAGAAAAACGAGCAAGGAACUGACGGACAGAUUUAAUGCCCUAAUGGAACAUCGUGAAGUUUUAAACGCAAACAAUAGACGUGUGAAAACGCUUGUUCGAAGAGAUAGUGAUUUCGAUGUAAAUCCAUCGCGGUACGAUCGAGACACACGUAGCAUGGCUGAUCUGAAGAUUCAAAUGGAGGAGAUCGAGAAGAUCUUGAAACAAUUGAAAAAUGCAACUUCAUGUGGAAAACCGAAAGAAAUUUAUCCAAGAGUCAAACAACAAAUACGAGACAGUGAGAAAAUGAAGAAAAAUUUAGAAAAGCGAGAACAUCAACGUAGCAUUACCCAGAUAGAAGCGGAUAUAGCAGAAAUGUGUCACGACGAGUUAGCCAAUGAUUUCACUCCUGACGAAAUACGCCGAAUUGAAAAUUAUCGCUUAGUCGAAAAAAAGAUAAAUGCCGAGAAAAUUAAACAGAAGGAGUUAUUGGAGAACAAAUCAGAUCUGAAAGAUGCAAGAAAUAUGCUCAAAUCUGCAUUUCAACAUAUAUUAGAUGUUCUCAGAAAUGUGGAUAACGGGGUAGUCAAUUCGUUUAAAUCAGAAAGUGCAAACCCAGAUUCACUUUUGGAUUUACCAUAUUUUGAUUUCAACCAAGUCAUGAAGAAUCCACCACCAAAACUGUUAGAAGGAGAUCUUUUAGUUUUUAUUUCGAAAGCAAAAACUAAAAUAUCAAAUCUUAUGAACAUCUACCGAGACGUUGAGCUUACAUCGAAGCAAGAUAUAUUGAAUUUAAAGUAUCAGAGUAAUAUUCUCGAGGAGUACAACAAACAGAACAUGAAGAGCAUGAAAGACAUAGGAAAAUCAAUAAUGGAAGAUAUCGUUAUAGACGACCCAAAUGUGUACAGCAGAAAACAAAUAAAAGCAAUUAGUGCAAACAUUGUGGAGAACAAUAUGAAACGUGAAGAUUGAAUCAUCAACUGCACUUAAUCAUACUUCCUAAUUUUUAAUACAAAUAGAAUAUCAACUAUUGUCGUUUUCGUUUUUAGGAA
Aedes aegypti (yellow fever mosquito) is the source of this 1864-nucleotide messenger RNA. RefSeq lists its product as uncharacterized. The transcript is spliced from 11 exons. NCBI's taxonomy places the organism in Eukaryota, Metazoa, Arthropoda, Insecta, Diptera, Culicidae. Gene Ontology annotation, biological process: outer dynein arm assembly; cilium movement. The record is from RefSeq and is a predicted model, not a curated record. Bases 66 to 1784 code for a protein of 572 amino acids. Gene Ontology annotation, cellular component: cilium.